This is a messenger RNA of Hemibagrus wyckioides, 4329 nucleotides long. RefSeq names its product NACHT, LRR and PYD domains-containing protein 12-like. Gene Ontology annotation, molecular function: protein binding. The coding region runs from base 614 to 3730 and encodes 1038 amino acids. The record is from RefSeq and is a predicted model, not a curated record. The transcript is spliced from 14 exons. Lineage: Eukaryota; Metazoa; Chordata; Actinopteri; Siluriformes; Bagridae.
UAUACAAACAGUCACCGACCAUCCUGUUCACAGUGCUAAAAACAUUUAGUUAUGCAGAAAUGAUUAAUAUAGUUAAAAUAUCGAUACCAAAUUUGAAACUUCUGAGUAUCUAUAUAUUGAUACUCCAGCAUCAAUGUACACAUCCCUACUAGGGGACUUAGGGCUAUUUCUUUAUCUGCACCAAGGCCGAGCAUCUCGUCGACAAUGGCUUUGCAGGCAGUGAAGGGUGUUUUGUUUGGAGAUGGUGUUUAAGCCGUUAAGUGCUGGGGGACCAUGGCACUGUUGGAGAACUUUUCCCCCACACGCCAAGCAUAACGGAGACGGUGCAUUAGGAUCCCCGAAGUGCUACCCUGCCGCUGUGAGUUAUCGGAGCAGAGGAAGUAAUCCUGGGGGCUCGUCUGGGAUCUGUUUAUCACAAGUGCAGUCAAUCCAUCAUUGAUAAACAAACCAGAACCACAGAGAGAGAGAGAGAGAGAGAAAGAGAGAGAGAGUGUGUGUGCGCGGCUGUGUCACUGACUCAGCUGCUCCAUUUUGUUACGAGAGGAAACUAAAAUAUUCCAGGAGUAAAAGCUAAAGCUCUGAUAUAUAAACGCUAUAAUCUGGAGAAGGAGACAUGACCUUCAACAUGAGUGUGUCUGGAAAACAGGACUUAAAGAAAGACGAGAGAAUGAUGGCGGGAAAGAGAUCAGACUCACCAGAACCCAGCUGUGUGUCCAUGAAGAGUGACCGGUCAAUGGGACUUCCAAUUAACUUCAGAGACAGAGACAGUUCUACUGAUGUGAGACCACAAAAGAAGAAAUCAAACAUCAGCAGAAAUCAGCUGGACUCCAUAUUCAAGGAGCUGGAACACAAAGUCAUAACUCUGAUAAAGAAUGAGCUGAAGAGGUUUAGGAAGCUCCUGAGUCCAGAUUACCCAGCAUGCACUGAGAGGGAGGUGGAGGAUGAGGAGGAUCUGCACAGUGUCAGAGAGGGAGCUCUGAAGAUCACACUGCACUUCCUGAAGAACAUGAAGCACACAGAUCUCGCUAACACACUGCAGAACAAACUCGCCUCUGUGUAUCAGACAAAGCUGAAAUCCAACCUGAGAGACAAGUUUAAAAGAAUUAAUGAAGGAAUCUCACAGCAUGGAAGAUCAGCACUUCUGAAUGAGAUCUACACAGAGCUCUACAUCACAGAGGGUUGGAGUGGAGACGUCAAUAAUGAACAUGAGGUGAGACAGAUUGAGACAGCGUCCAGGAGACCAGCAACACAGGAGAUACCCAUCAACUGUAAUGACCUCUUUAAGGACAAGUCCAUCAGAACUGUGCUGACUAAAGGAGUUGCUGGAAUUGGAAAAACAGUCUCUGUGCAGAAAUUCAUUCUGGACUGGACUGAAGGAAAAUCAAAUCAGGACAUCACCUUCAUGUUUCCACUUCCCUUUAGAGAGCUGAAUCUGAUGAAGGAGAAAAAUCUCAGUCUGAUGAAUCUUCUUCAUCACUUUUUCCCAGAAAUAAGAAAUCUAGAAUCAAUAGACUGUGACUCCUACAAAGUGGUGUUGAUCUUUGAUGGUCUGGAUGAGUGUCAACUUCCUCUAAAUUUCCAGAAGAAUGAGAGAUUGUGUGAUGUGACAGAGUCAGCCUCAGUGGAUGUUCUGCUGACGAACCUCAUCAAAAGGAAUCUGCUUCCCUCUGCUCUCCUCUGGAUAACCUCUCGACCAGGAGCAGCCAAUCAGAUCCCUCCUGAGUGUGUAGACCAGGUAACAGAGGUACGAGGGUUUAAUGAUCCUCAGAAAGAGGAGUACUUCAGGAAGAGGAUCAGUGAUCAGAGCCUGGCCAAUAAAAUCAUCAGACACAUGAAGUCUUCAAGAAGCCUCUACAUCAUGUGCCACAUCCCAGUCUUCUGCUGGAUCUCAGCCACUGUUCUAGAGAGAAUGUUGGGUGAAGCAGAGAGUGGAGAGAUCCCCAAGACUCUGACUCAAAUGUUCACACACUUCCUGAUCUUUCAGAUCAAACACAAGGAUGAAAAGUACCAUCAGAAACAUGACCCUGAUCCUCAGCAGACCAGAGAGAGUAUCCUGGCACUGGGAAAACUGGCUUUCCAGCAGCUGGAGAAAGGAAACCUGAUCUUCUAUGAGGAAGACCUGAGAGAGUGUGGCAUUGAUGUCAGAGAAGUGUCAGUGUACUCAGGAGUGUGUACCCAGAUCUUCAGAGAGGAGUUUGGGCUUCACCUGGGGAAGGUGUUCAGCUUUGUACAUCUGAGUGUUCAGGAGUUUCUGGCUGCUUUAUACGUGUUUUUCUGCUUUAAAUUAAGAAAGGCAAAUGUGCUUGUGGAGCAAAAUACUGAAUAUUUAAAUUUCUUCAGAAAUCCAAAUAUGUCUGAUCUCCUCAGGAGUGCAGUGGACAAGGCCUUACAGAGUGAGAAUGGACACCUGGACCUGUUCCUCCGCUUCCUUCUGGGUCUCUCACUGGAGUCCAAUCAGACUCUCUUACGAGACUUAAUGCCACAGACAGGAAGUAGUUCUCACAGAAAACAGGAAACAGUGGAGUACAUCAAGGAGAAGAUCAGGGAGAAUCCAUCUCCAGAGAAAUCCAUCAAUCUGUUCCACUGUCUGAAUGAACUGAAUGAUCAUUCUCUAGUGCAGGAAGUACAGACUUACAUGAACAAAGGAUAUUACAGCUGUCUCAGUGGAUCCAGUCUCUCUCCUGCUCAGUGUUCAGCUCUGGUGUUUAUGUUACUGACCUCAGAACAGGAGCUGGAUGAGUUUAAAUUGGGUAAAUAUGAUCCAUCAGAGGAAUGUCUUCUGAGACUGCUGCCAGUGGUCAAAGCCUUCAGAAAAGCUGUUCUGUGUGAGUGUAAUCUGACAGAGGAAAGCUGUAGAGCUCUGUCCUCAGUUCUCAGCUCAAACUCCUCCAGUCUGAGAGAACUGAACCUGAGUGAGAAUAAACUGCAGGAUUCAGGAGUGAAGCUGCUCUCUUUUGGACUGAAGAAUCCACACUGUACACUGGAGAUACUGAGUCUGUGGAGGUGUAAUCUGACAGAGGAAAGCUGUAGAGCUCUGUCCUCAGUUCUCAGCUCAAACUCCUCCAGUCUGAGAGAACUGAACCUGAGUUACAAUAAACUGCAGGAUUCAGGAGUGAAGCUGCUCUCUGCUGGACUGAAGAAUCCACACUGUACACUGGAGAUACUGAGUCUGUGGAAGUGUAAUCUGACAAAGAAAAGCUGUAGAGCUCUGUCCUCAGUUCUCAGCUCAAACUCCUCCAGUCUGAGAGAACUGUACCUGAGUGACAAUAAACUGCAGGAUUCAGGAGUGAAGCUGCUCUCUGCUGGACUGAAGAAUCCACACUGUACACUGGAGAUACUGAGUCUGUGGAGGUGUAAUCUGACAGAGGAAAGCUGUAGAGCUCUGUCCUCAGUUCUCAGAUCAAACUCCUCCAGUCUGAGAGAACUGGACCUGAGUUACAAUAAACUGCAGGAUUCAGGAGUGAAGCUGCUCUCUGCUGGACUGAAGAAUCCACACUGUACACUGGAGAUACUGAGGAUGAUGAACUGCAGUAUUACAGAUGAAGGUUGUGCUGCUCUGGAUUCAGCUCUGAGGUCAAACUCCUCAUCACACCUGAGAGAACUGGAUCUGGACUAUAAUUAUCCAGGAGAAUCAGGAGUGAAGCUGCUCUCUGAUCUACUGAAGGAUCCACACUGUAAACUGGAGACACUAGAAAUUAAAUGUUAUAAACUCACCAGGUCUGGUGUAUGACCGGAGUCUGACCUCAAACCUCUUGUCCAGGAUAAAGCAGUAGUGGUGAAGCGUUAGAACCCGUCCCACAUUUCCAGCAGUUUGGGAGCUGAAUCAUUCAUAUUCAGAUGUAGAAGUUCCAGAACAAUAACCGUGACUGACCACAUCCUUUCAUCCACUCAGCUACAAGUUACUUCAGGCUUUAAUCACACAUUUUACAAUCCAAAGUCCAAUCCUUCAGCAUCUACACACAACACAGAGAUAUCAUCACACCAUCACACUGAUUACACAAACACACAUCCAGCUGUUGGAGAUGUUUAUAGUCAAUUUUUAUCUCCUUAUUUUUAUAUCACAUUUGUUUCUGCACAGAUGAUUGAGUUACAGUUGUAAUAUUUAUCUUUUUUUUCUUUAAAAAUGACUUAUUUUCAUAUCUCUAAUCUUUGUUUGCUAAUCUGUGUUUAAUUGUAACCAUGGUAACAGGUCUGCUGAUUGAUUUGUUGUUGUAGUGACCCAGUUUUGUAUAUAUGUUGUAUACAUGUCAUUUCCACUGUGUGUAAUUACAGAAUAAACAGUGAGUGUGAGUGAAACACAACAAUUCAGGUGUUUGAGGUGUGUUUGAU